Molecule: messenger RNA, 632 nt
Organism: Acaromyces ingoldii
Lineage: Eukaryota; Fungi; Basidiomycota; Exobasidiomycetes; Exobasidiales; Cryptobasidiaceae
Product: G10 protein
Exons: 2
Coding region: 34-480 (148 amino acids)
Biological process (GO): mRNA splicing, via spliceosome
Cellular component (GO): nucleus; spliceosomal complex
Source: RefSeq, a predicted model, not a curated record
AGAGUGCUGCCAAGAGGAGAGGAGAGGGCAGGGAUGCCAAAGAUUCGCACCUCGCGGACCAAGCCGCCGCCCGAGGGCUUCGAGGAGAUUGAGGGCAUCCUCGACGACUAUGCGCGGGCGAUGCGCGAUGCAGAAAACGAGAGCCACGAGGGAAAGCGCGUCAAGGAGUCGCUCUGGCCCAUCAUGCGCAUCGCCCACACCCGCUCCCGCUACAUCUACGACCUCUACUACAAGCGCGAGGCCAUCUCCAAGGAGCUCUACGACUGGCUCCUCAAGCAGGGCUAUGCCGACGCCAACUUGAUCGCCAAGUGGAAGCGGCAGGGGUACGAGAAGCUGUGCUGCGUGCGAUGCAUCCAGUCGAGGGACAUGAACUACUCGGGGAGCGCGUGCAUCUGCCGUGUGCCAAAGAGCCAGGUCAAGGGGAACCAGGUCGUCGAGUGCGUCCAUUGCGGCUGCCGGGGGUGCAGCUCGGCGGAUUGAAGGCUGCAGUUCCGAUUAGAGAGCACCAGUACUACCACCACCAUCAUCCACCACUGCCACCGCCAGUUUCACAACCACCAGCAGCAGCUUCGGCCUAAUAGCAUGUACCAUAGCCAACCAUCAUUGUGAGCGACUUUGAUUCCACUCGGACG